Messenger RNA from Plodia interpunctella (Indianmeal moth), 1605 nucleotides. RefSeq lists its product as uncharacterized. NCBI's taxonomy places the organism in Eukaryota, Metazoa, Arthropoda, Insecta, Lepidoptera, Pyralidae. The record is from RefSeq and is a predicted model, not a curated record. The transcript is spliced from 6 exons. Gene Ontology annotation, cellular component: membrane. Bases 167 to 1216 code for a protein of 349 amino acids.
UAUAUUGUCAACGAUCAAUGUCAGAAAAGUAGUUCGAAUUCUACAAGUUCUACGACAACGUCAACAAAAAUUAUAUAGGUUUAGGUACCAUAAUUUUGAUCUUACAAAAUUAUCGGAGAAAAAACAAAUAAUAGUAAAAUUUUGGUGCUGGUUGAUAUAAACAAAGAUGAUGUUACAAAAGGAUAAGGAGGAAACUACUGUAAACAAAAGAUAUCUCAAGGAGGACCACAUUUUAACAGUUGCUUUAUGUGCAGUGUCCAUACCACUUUCUAUGUCUAUGUGGAUCGCUAAUAUAGUGUACUCAAAGUUUGUUCUUCAGAGUCAAGCACUGGACGAGCCUGUUGUCAUAUCUCCUGCUAGAUGGUUAGCAUCAUGCUUAAUUCCAUUAUCCAUAACGGUGAUGGGGUACAAAAAGAAGAGCCUAAGUUUAAGUGGUGCCAUGCUUGGAUUUUUUGUAGGAUUCAUCCUAACACUGAGCAACUACUGCUUUUUGGGAGUUCUUUUAACUUUUUUUGCAUCAUCAUCAAAGGCUACCAAAGUGCGUCCUCAUUUAAAAAGGAAAUUUGAUCCAGAUUAUAAGGAUGGUGGUCAAAGAAAUUGGAUACAAGUGCUAUGCAAUGGAGGUAUGGCUACGCAGCUAGGCUUGUUGUACUUAUUGGAUGUUGGGGCAACUGAACGGCCAAUUGACUUUGUAAAGGAUUACAGGGCCUCCUGGUUGUCUAUGGGCAUUUUGGGUGUGUUUGCCUGUUGCAAUGGUGACACAUGGGCCUCUGAACUAGGAACAGUAAUCUCUGAAAGUGAACCAUAUCUAGUCACAUCAUGGAAGAAAGUGCCAAAAGGAACUAAUGGGGGUAUAAGUGUUGUUGGUACACUAUUCAGUGCUCUUGGUGGAUUUGUCAUUGGGUUAACUUACUACCUGGCGGUUCUUUAUUUCACUGAUUCAUCACUAUUGGCCUAUGCUCCACCUCAAUGGCCUUUAAUUGUCUAUGGCACUAUAGCUGGAUUUAUUGGCAGUCUUGUUGAUUCUUAUAUUGGGGCAGCUUUGCAAUAUUCAGGUGUGGAUAAAGACGGGAAAAUAGUAUCUCAUUCUCUUCUAUCUGUAAAACAUAUUAGUGGAAGAAAUAUUUUGGACAAUCAUAGUGUCAAUCUUAUAUGUACAGUUAUUAUGGGUUUGCUUACACCUACUAUUAGCAGAUAUAUGUGGCCGGUGUACUGAUAAAUAGCAACAUUUAGUUUAGCAAUGUACUUAGGCCUAAAUUAAGGGACACUGAACAAAACCUAAUAUUUUUUCAAUGAAACGAAAUUAACAAAAAAGUGAUAAAUCUGUUGCAUAGAAACAAUAUAAGACAUUAUUAAUUGUAGGUUUUUCUCAUAUUUAUAGUGUUUAAAAUAAGUACUACACAACUACAAUUCGUCUUGUAAUUCUAAAUUACCUAUAAAGUACCUAAUUAAUAAUUUCUGCUUGAUGAAGUAGUUCCAAGUUUUUUUUUUAAUAUAAAUCUCGUAUGUAUACAUAAAUUGGUUGUUAUAAUAAUGUACUUACAAAAAAAGACGCAUUGUUAUAUUUAUUUCUUACUUUUUCAAUUAAAUAUUUUAAAAUGUUAA